GAUAUUAAAUUAAUAACUUGCAUACAUUUUUUUGAGUGACCACAAACACCGUGACACGUGAUAUACAUAUAACGGUCCUGUUAUAUGUAUAUCACGUAUCACGGUGUUUGUGGUCAUAUUCCUUCAAAACGGCUCGACCGAUUUUUAUAAUUUUUUUAUGUAUAUUUGUAUAAGAAUAGGCCGUAAAGUAUAUUUCAUACCACUAGAUGUUUAGGGUGUCCUUGUCCCCAAUUUAUACCUAAGCCAGAACAACAUUUGCUGGGUUAGCCAGUUUUUUUUAUAACAAGGUAUAUGAACUAAGGGAAACAUCAUAUAUAUAUAUAGUUUUAAUGUCAUAAAUGUAUUUACGCUAAGUUUGAGCUUCCUUUUCGUACAUUUAUUAAGGUACAUCAUUGAGAAAAUUAAUUAUCUAUUGCGUUGCCCAUAAGGCUGUAUGCGCUUAUUUCCUUUACCGCUCUCUAUUGGAUAAACGAAUAAAAACAUCAAAAUGUCAAAUUUACUUACUAAUGUUCAUGAAUCGGCUUUUGUUUCCGAUUCUAAAAAUACGUAUUUAGUAACAGGAACUUAUGAAUAUUAUCAUUACAUGUGCGAUGGAUUUGAUGAUAGGGGUUGGGGAUGUGGCUAUAGAACUUUACAGACGAUAUGUUCCUGGAUGAACUAUAACUAUCAAAAUAAGGAGGUUCCCUCUUUGAGAGAAAUACAAGACAUUUUGGUACAGUUGGAAGACAAGCCGAAAUCAUUUUUAGGAUCAAGACAGUGGAUUGGCAGUUUUGAAGUAUGUCUAGUUAUAGAUAAAUUGUAUGAUGUCCCAUGUAAAAUAGUUCAUGUAAAUAAAGGAGAUGAGUUGCAAAAAAUUGUGGAAGUUCUUGUGACACAUUUCAAAACGUUUGGCAGUCCUGUGAUGAUGGGUGGAGAUGUUGACUGUUCAUCUAAAGGCAUCAUGGGCAUUCGGUUGGGGGAAAGGGAUGCAAGUUUAUUGAUAGUGGAUCCUCACUACGUUGGAAGGGAACAGACUAAAGAAUUCCUCUUCAAUAAAGGUUGGGUGAAAUGGCAGCCACUACAGGAUUUUUUAAGUUCCUCAUUCUACAAUUUAUGCCUGCCUCAAGUUAAAGCACAGUAUAAAAAUGAAGAUAUGAGUAGAUAAUAUAUAAGUAUAAAAUAUGUAAGGAAUAAAGGUAUAUAUUUCCGUUUAUGAAAUAAAAUGUUAAAGGAAAUGUAA
Galleria mellonella (greater wax moth) is the source of this 1219-nucleotide messenger RNA. RefSeq lists its product as uncharacterized. The transcript has 4 exons. The record is from RefSeq and is a predicted model, not a curated record. Bases 488 to 1144 code for a protein of 218 amino acids. Lineage: Eukaryota; Metazoa; Arthropoda; Insecta; Lepidoptera; Pyralidae.